AUGAGGAACCUUUGGACAUGCGUCUGGGAAGUGACGCUGGUCACGACCGCCGUGGCACAAAGAGUUGAUGCGCUCACCUAUGACUACAUCAUUGUCGGUGGCGGUACAUGCGGUCUUGUAAUGGCCAACCGGCUCUCGCAAUCGGGCGCUUCCUCCGUGUUGGUGAUCGAAGCCGGAUCAUCGGUUCUAAACAACUCAGCCGUUUUCGAUCCGACUGCGUACGGAGCAGCAUUUGGAAGUGCGAUCGACUGGGCUUUCAAGACGGUUCCUCAGGCGGCGGCGGAUCAGAAGACGCAUACUCUCAGGGCUGGCAAGGCUCUAGGAGGGACGAGUACAAUCAACGGCAUGUCCUAUGUCCGAGCACAAAGCCCCCAAAUCGAUGCCUGGCAGCAAGCUGGAAACACCGGCUGGACUUGGUCUUCCCUCUGGCCGUACUAUCUAAAGAGCGAGUCGUUUCAAGCCCCUUCUGCCGUAGACAUGAUCCAAACGCAUGUCACCUACAGCGCGGCGGAACAUGGCUACAACGGUCCGGUCAAAGUCGGCUGGUCCGUAGAGCAAUCAAAUUCGACCUACCCGGUGAUAUUGAAUGAGACUUUCCAGGCCGUGGGGCUGCAGUGGAACACGGACACGAACGGCGGCGACGAAAGGGGUUUUAGUGUCUAUCCAUUGAUGGUCGACCGCGAGAACAACGUGAGGGAAGAUGCGGCAAGAGCAUACUACUAUCCAUCUGCCGCAAAGGCCAAGAGCUUGGCGGUAUGGUUAAACACGACUGCGAACAAGAUCUUGUGGAAGAGGGGGGCCCCGACGGCCUCGGGCGUGCAAGUGACCUUUAGCAAUGGCUCUUUGGCUGAGGUCCGCGCCAAAAAGGAGGUGAUCCUCUCCGCUGGCGCAUUGAUCAGCCCGAUAUUGCUUGAGCGCUCCGGGAUUGGAAGUCCGACCAUAUUGAACAAAUAUGGUAUCGAUAUCGUCGUAGAUCUGCCAGGUGUAGGCGAGGGGCUGCAGGAUCAAGUGAACAAUGGACUAGGGUAUACUAUCGAAGGUAACUUUACGGCAAAUGGGUCCAAGACUUUCGUUGCAUAUCCUACCCUCUCCCAGCUAUUCUCCAACGACUCUGAGGCGUACGAUAGCUUCAUCAGCAAGGUCAAGUCCAGUCUUCCGGCCUACGCUUCGCAAGUGGCGUCACGAAAUAAUAACGCCACCAGCGCCGCGGACCUUUUGACCUCCUUCAACAUGCAGUACGACUUGUUGGUAAAGUUCCAAGUACCCGCCGCAGAGCUCAUCUUCUAUACCUCUGGCCAAACCUUGCAGAGCCAGCACUGGACACUCCUGCCUUUCUCGCGCGGCAGCGUGCACAUCACCUCAGCCACCGCGAGCCCACCAAACGCCGCGGCAGCGAUUGAUCCGCAAUACUUCUCCUUUGCUCCAGAUGUGGACGUUCAAGUUUUCGUGGGGGAAUUCAAUCGCCUUGCAUUCCACACCCAACCUCUCUCAGACCUCGCGGGCACGGAGCAGAGCCCUGGCGCCUCGACAACGAGUGCAUCCCAAUGGUCACGCUGGACUAAGAAGAACUUCCGCCCCAACUACCACGUCAUGAGCAGUGCAGCAAUGUUGCCAAGGUCCAAGGGAGGCGUGGUGGAUCCCACAGGAAAAGUGUACGGUACGAACAAUGUGAGGGUCGUAGAUGCAAGCAUUGUCCCAUUUCAAGUCUGUGGGCAUCUAACCAGUACGCUGUAUGCCGUUGCAGAACGUAUCGCAGACUUGAUGCAGCAGAACUAG
Messenger RNA from Zasmidium cellare ATCC 36951, 1776 nucleotides. RefSeq names its product GMC oxidoreductase. The record is from RefSeq and is a predicted model, not a curated record. The coding region runs from base 1 to 1776 and encodes 591 amino acids. NCBI's taxonomy places the organism in Eukaryota, Fungi, Ascomycota, Dothideomycetes, Mycosphaerellales, Mycosphaerellaceae. Gene Ontology annotation, molecular function: oxidoreductase activity, acting on CH-OH group of donors; flavin adenine dinucleotide binding. The transcript has 4 exons.